This is a messenger RNA of Entrophospora candida, 457 nucleotides long. NCBI's taxonomy places the organism in Eukaryota, Fungi, Glomeromycota, Glomeromycetes, Entrophosporales, Entrophosporaceae. The record is from the annotation of a GenBank genome assembly.
AUGUCAUCAUUAUGCCAGAAACCAAGACUGAUGCCCUAUCUAUAUUCAAUAUUACAAAAAGUCCAUGUUGUUUCGCAUACAAGGCGUCAUGAAAACAGGAAUAUGAAUAAACAUAUUUCAAGAGCUGUACCAGCAUCCAAGCUUAAAACAGGCCGUAAUAUUUGGAAUCUAGCAGUAAUUGAUAAUAUUGACAUUAAAGAUCAUACAUUUUCUUAUGGUAACAUCUUUGAUGUUACAAGAAAUACAUCACAUGCAACACUAAGAAUGGUAUUUCAAUUUGAAUUACCUGAUUUACCAAUGUUUCAACCAACAAUAAAGGAACCAUUAUUUAGUGAAAAUUCAUUUGUUGAAAAUUGGAUUGAAAAAUUUAAUAAUGUUUUUGAUGCUCUGUAUAAUACAUAUAUUAAGAACUUUAAUAAAGAAAAUGUAGAUAUUUCAAUUCAACAAUAUAUUAUAA